Molecule: messenger RNA, 774 nt
Organism: Herpailurus yagouaroundi (jaguarundi)
Lineage: Eukaryota; Metazoa; Chordata; Mammalia; Carnivora; Felidae
Product: coiled-coil domain-containing protein 71L-like
Exons: 1
Source: RefSeq, a predicted model, not a curated record
CGGCCUCACCUCCUGAGCCGCAUGAAGAGGAGGCGGCGCAGGCCCCGGGAGGCCCUGGCCCCGGCCACCUGGGGAGGAGCCUCUAGCGCUGCAGUAAGGGCCACGCUGGAGGCGCCUGAGGAGAAGGUGGUGUACACGCGGUGGCAACCGUCGCCACUGUCGCUGACCAACAGCAGCAAGGCGCUGAUCGACGCUUUCAAGCUAUUCGUGCCCGGCAGCACGGAGUUCAUGAGCUCAGACGCGGAGCUCUGGAGCUACCUCUGCAGCCUCAAGCACCAGUUCUCCCCCCGCAUCCUGCGCAGCAAGGACGUCUAUGGCUACUCCUCCCUCCUGGCCCAGGUUCCGGACCACCGGCACCAGCCCCCCAAGGCCCGCCUCCAGACGCGCCGGCGAGCUGCCAGGAGGAGGCGCCACGGAGCCCGGAAGGUCGCCGCCGGCCAGAGGAAGGUGCCGCCCCCGCCGCCGCAGUCCCGCGAGGACAGCAGCCCCCGCAAGCCCACGGCCCCCGGGCCCAGCUCCGGGGGCCGCACCCUGGAGGAGAGUGGGAGGGCAGCCACCCCAACGCUGACCACCUCGCCCAGCAUCCGCGUAGUCGGCGACGUGUGGGUCGAGAGCAGCGUGGCAGAAGCGCGGCGCCAAGCGCGCCAAGUCCUGGGAGUGAACCUGGAACCCGUGGUGAGACUCCGCCGCGUCCCAGUGCCUGGGCGUGAGAUGCGGGCCACAGCCGCCCGACCUCCCAGCCCCGGGACCGGUUGUGCCUGGAGGGAUGAAGCA